AUGGACGGAAAGCGCAACAUUGUCAUCAUAGGCGGAGGUAUCAUUGGCAACACCACCGCCUACUUCCUCACCCGCCACCCGAAAUUCAACCCUGCACUGCACAGCAUCACCAUCCUCGAGGCGGGCUCCGCCAUCGCCACCGGCGCCUCCGGCAAGGCAGGCGGCCUGCUCGCGCUGUGGGCCUACCCGUCGAGCCUCGUUCCGCUGUCAUACAAGCUCCAUGCCGAGCUCGCCGCCGAGCACGACGGGCCCGAGAAAUGGGGCUACCGCAAGGUCAAGUGCGGGAGCAUCGAAGCUUCUGUCCCCGAGAGCAAGAUUGCCGAGAUGCAGAAGCGCAUCGCCGCGGCGACCCAAAACGGCCCAGACGGCAAGACGUGGGAGAAGCUGCCGAAGCAGGACACUGCCGCGCAGGGCCUGCUCAAGGACGCUCCGCUGCCGGACGAGCUGGACUGGGUGGAUCGGGAUGUGGUUGUCGACUGGUCAGAGAUGGGCCGUGGCGGAGCGGUCGACACGGCGCAGGUGCACCCGUACCACUUUACCAUGUCCAUGGCCGGCCUCGCUGAGGCGGCUGGCGUCAGGACGCGGACAAAAACACAAGUGACGGGGAUUAACGUCGCGGGUGACAAGGUGGAGGGCGUCGAGUACAUGGAUCGCGCGACGGGGCAGACGGUGACGCUGGAUGGCGUGACGGACCUCAUCGUGGCGGCUGGACCGUGGACGGGAAAGCUGCUUCCACGAUCAAAGGUCGACGGCCUGCGCGCGCACAGCGUCGUGUAUGAGGCCGACGUCAGCGCCUUUGCCAUCUUCACCGACGUUGAGCUGCCGCGGACCUUUGUGCCGGCGCACCGGGCCGCCAGGGGCGAGAAGAGGAUGCACAAGGGACGGGUCGACCCUGAGAUUUACGCGCGCCCAUUUAAUGAGGCAUAUGCCUGCGGUGAGCCCGAUACGCUUGUUCCGCUCCCCGACGUCGUCGACGACGUGCGCUACGACGAGGGCCUCUGCGACGACCUCGCGGCCUACGUCGGCACCUUUAGCCCUGCCCUGGGCACCGCGCCGAUCAAGGCCAAGCAGGCUUGCUAUCUGCCGCGACACAUGCGCUUCGGGCAGGAGAGCGGACCGCUGAUUGGAAAGACGGUGGUGCCGGGGCUGUAUGUGGCUUCGGGGCACACGUGCUGGGGAAUUCAGAAUGCGCCGGCCACCGGCAAGCUCAUGUCUGAAAUUGUGUUUGACGGAGAGGCGACGAGCUCGAACAUUGAGAAUCUUGACCCAAGAAAGUUCAAGGUAUAA
Molecule: messenger RNA, 1287 nt
Organism: Akanthomyces muscarius
Lineage: Eukaryota; Fungi; Ascomycota; Sordariomycetes; Hypocreales; Cordycipitaceae
Exons: 3
Coding region: 1-1287 (428 amino acids)
Biological process (GO): retrograde transport, endosome to Golgi
Cellular component (GO): late endosome; cytoplasm
Molecular function (GO): oxidoreductase activity
Source: RefSeq, a predicted model, not a curated record